GACGGACCAAAAGCCAAGAUGACGGUGAAGAAGCGUCCGUCAGACCUGAACAGCCUGGAGAGGUUCAACUUGUACUACAAGGCCAAGGAGCCCCCGCUGACUACGGGGCAGAAAGUCAAGAGGUACAUCUGGAACCCGAAAACGAGGCAGUUCUGCGGCAGGACUGCGGGCAGUUGGUCCAAGAUAGCCCUAUUCUACUUCAUCUUCUACGCAGCCCUCGCCAUCCUGGUGGCUAUCUGCAUGUGGACGUUCCUCCAGCUUCUGGACGCGAGACAGCCCAUGUGGCAGCUGGAGAAGAGCAUUAUAGGCACCAACCCUGGGCUGGGCUUCAGACCCACACCCUCGGAUGUAGCUAGCAGCGUCAUCUGGUACAAGGGGAAUGAUGUGGGCAGCCAGCAGUUCUGGGUUAAAGAGCUGAAGAAGUUUUUGGAAGCUUACAAACGAGACAAUAAGAAAGUGGGAGCGGGGCGCAACACACACACGUGCGACAAACAACCACCACCACCAGGAAAGGUGUGCGACGUGGACAUAAACGCCCCAGCAUGGUUUCCCUGCGUGGAGUCAAACAGCUUCGCCUACAACAAGUCGACACCCUGCGUGUUCCUCAAGCUGAAUAAGAUUUAUGGCUGGAAGCCACAUUACUACAACAGUUCCGAUCAUCUGCCCAAAGACAUGCCCGAGGAUUUAAAGAGCCAUGUCAGGAAUAUGACGGCGUUUGAUAAACAAAAUCUCAACAUGGUGUGGGUGUCAUGCCAGGGCGAGAACCCAGCCGAUCGGGAGAACAUCGGUCCCAUCCAGUACCUGCCUAAACGAGGGUUCCCGGGAUACUACUUCCCGUACACCAAUCAGGAUGGAUACCUCAGCCCGCUGGUUGCUGUGCAUUUCAUGAGGCCUAAAACUGGCACGCUGAUCAACGUGGAGUGCCGUGCGUGGGCGCACAACAUAAAAUACGACCGGCACGAGGGCAUGGGCUCCGUACACAUCGAGAUCAUGAUCGAAUAACUUCACAUAUCUACAACUAAAAAUCAAGAAAAUCGAAAUGAAGUAAUUACAGCAACACUAAGUAAAUAAAAUCGACCACAGUAAGUAGUUAACCACAGAGUGGUCCGGAGCCCCACGAGUUUAACCGGGGAGCCGGCAGGCCUCGUCGGCGAUAGCGGGAUAACUUGGACUCCUUCUUGAGAGGCUGGCCAGAUAUAGCACUAAACAGAGACGAGUGGAAGAAGAGGGGGGAGGCCUUUGCCCAGCAGUGGGACACAGUGGGCUCUGAAUAAUAACAAUAAUAAUACAACAACACUUCAACUAACGUCACGCAUCAAUCAUUUUCUUACAUGCAGACAGCUGCGACCGAUCAUGUUAUUAAGACAGGAACAUGCCGAACAUGUGUAUUUAAUUGUAUGUUGUAAUAAAAUAAACGUGUUCAUUGGAAUAAGUCGCUGAAUGGUCACUAUUGUGAUUGUUUUGAAAGAACCACCUAACAUGUAAAAUGAAUGUCAAAGUUUUGAUCAAAGAAUAUCGAGCUAUGAUGAAUUAUUUAUGAUGUUAUAUAUGUAUAACAUAUAAUGUAGUGCAUAAUUGUUUUCCAUCGUAUUUUCACGGAAACGUACGAACGUGUCUUGCUAUUUUCAGUCAGACUCGGUACAAAAAGUACUGAGGUUGACUGAAGUAGCAUGACAAAUUCGUAUAUUCGACUUCAGUAUACGAUUCCGAGACAAAACAAUUAUGCACUACAUCUGUAUGUAGUAUAGUAGUACCUACUUAUAGAAACUUACAAAUGAACGUCGUGGUUUAAACUGUAACUUCUAGUCUUUACAAACUCUUUCAAACCAAAGAACUUCCUCCGCUAAAACCAAACGUUGAGCGUGAUUAUAAUAAAGUAUAAUUAUGAUGUAAUUUAUUGAAUUAAAAUUAGUUAACGAGUAUGA
Molecule: messenger RNA, 1925 nt
Organism: Cydia splendana
Lineage: Eukaryota; Metazoa; Arthropoda; Insecta; Lepidoptera; Tortricidae
Product: sodium/potassium-transporting ATPase subunit beta-2-like
Exons: 6
Coding region: 19-1002 (327 amino acids)
Biological process (GO): sodium ion export across plasma membrane; intracellular potassium ion homeostasis; intracellular sodium ion homeostasis
Cellular component (GO): sodium:potassium-exchanging ATPase complex
Molecular function (GO): ATPase activator activity
Source: RefSeq, a predicted model, not a curated record